AGCAACAACGAUAAAAAAAGAAAUAAAUAAAAUAAAAAUAAAACAACAGACGUCGGACAAUUAUAAGUUUUUAUUUUUAACUUUUAUUUGCGCCACCCUCCGUUUUCGCCUUCCUUCCGCCAUCCCCGGACUUUGUUUAUAUUUACAAAUAUCAAUUUGAUUUGCCUUACAAAUAUAAAUAAAUACGACGAGCGGCGUUAUAGAUAGAACAGGCAAACGAGCAAACAAACAAAUAAAAAAGCAAGCAAACAAGCUUGGAAAAAAGCACAGGCGUACGGCAAACAUAACACGGCAAACACAUAUCACUGACUGCAUUUUCCGUGAACUCCGAACAAAGCCCCGAAAGUUGUUGUACUUUUGGAGAUCCCUUUCGCCGAUUUCGAGCAACAAUUCAAUUAGCAUCUGAAUAUCGCCAGAAGUGUGUGUUUUGUGUGCGGAAACAUUUGUGCAAACACUUCUCAAGGAACACGGACGCAGAGAGAUCAUCUCCACACACAAAAGUUCGAAACAAAGUCGGUUUCCUAUUGAUUGACCAGAGCAUCAGCGUAUUUUUCGAGAACAUUUUUAGUGACCAAAGCUCUGCUUAAAAGAGAUUCACUUACCUGAGGACAAUUUAUAUAUAUGGAAACCCAAUUAUAUAACGUAGUAUAUACACACACCUCAAUAUACAAGGAGAAUUUGCCGUUUUGACAAGCCGUCCACUUAUACAAGAAAAACCAUACAAAAAAACACAAUAAAGGAGCAAGGAACAACGUUAAAUAUGCCCCUCGUCUGCCACAUUAAUCCGAAGGAGCAGAGGAGCAACUAAGAGCGAGUAUCCAGCGUAAGCGAGUGACACAGGAGGAGGAUCCACAGGAACCAGUCAGCCAGCUGAGCAGCCUCAGCAUCUCCGUAAUAAUCGCAAGGAGCAGAACACUGUUGCCAUGGGUCGCAAGAAAAUUCAAAUAUCACGCAUCACCGACGAACGCAAUCGGCAGGUGACCUUCAACAAGCGCAAGUUCGGCGUCAUGAAGAAGGCCUACGAGCUGUCCGUGCUCUGCGACUGUGAGAUCGCUUUGAUCAUCUUCUCGUCAAGCAACAAGCUCUACCAGUAUGCCAGCACCGACAUGGACCGCGUCCUGCUCAAGUACACCGAGUACAACGAGCCCCACGAGUCCCUCACCAACAAGAACAUCAUUGAGAAGGAGAACAAGAACGGCGUCAUGUCGCCGGACUCACCUGAAGCCGAAACGGACUACACACUGACACCGCGAACGGAGGCCAAGUACAACAAGAUCGACGAGGAGUUCCAGAACAUGAUGCAGCGCAAUCAGAUGGCCAUCGGCGGAGCGGGAGCGCCCCGCCAGCUGCCAAAUAGCAGCUAUACGCUGCCCGUCUCCGUCCCCGUGCCGGGCUCCUAUGGCGAUAAUCUGCUGCAGGCCAGCCCCCAGAUGUCGCACACCAUCAGCCCACGUCCAUCGAGUUCGGAGACGGAUUCAGGUGGGAUGUCCCUGAUAAUCUAUCCAUCGGGUUCCAUGCUGGAGAUGUCGAACGGCUAUCCGCAUUCACACUCGCCGCUUGUGGGAUCACCGAGUCCGGGUCCCAGUCCUGGCAUAGCCCACCACUUGUCCAUCAAGCAGCAGUCGCCGGGCAGCCAGAAUGGACGAGCUUCCAACCUGCGGGUCGUCAUACCGCCGACCAUUGCUCCCCUACAGACUAAUAUGUCCGCGCCCGACGACGUCGCCUAUGCAGAUCAACGGCAGAGCCAGGCAUCGCUGAACACGCCCGUGGUCACGCUGCAGACGCCGAUACCCGCCCUUACGAGCUACUCCUUCGGGGCGCAGGACUUCUCCUCCUCAGGGGUCAUGGGCAGCGCGGACAUCAUGAGCCUGAACAACUGGCAUCAGGGCCUGGUGCCGCACUCUAGUCUCUCGCACUUGGCUGUCUCGAAUAGCACGCCGCCGCCCGCCACCUCACCCGUCUCCAUUAAGGUGAAGGCGGAGCCGCAGUCGCCGCCGCGCGAUCUCUCCUCCAGUGGCCAUCAGCAGAACAGUAACGGCUCCACGGGCAGCGGCGGCUCCAGCAGCAGCACCAGCAGCAAUGCCUCGGCCAGCGGUGGAGGAGGAGGUGGCAAUUCGGCGGCCGCCAAUGUCAUAACGCACUUGAACAAUGUCAGUGUCCUAGCAGGAGGUCCCUCCGGACCAGGGGGAGGAGGAGGCGGAGGAUCUGGUGGCAGCAAUGGCAACGUGGAGCAGGCCACCAACCUGAGCGUGCUGAGCCACGCGCAGCAGCAGCACCUGGUCAUGCCCAACUCGCGGCCCUCGUCGACGGGCCACAUCACACCCACACCAGGGCAUGAUAAGUAUGAAGGAUAUCCGUACCGCGCGCUAAUGGGACAUAAUCCUAGAUGGAAUUUUGCCGGUGCGCCGAGCAGCGACCAGGAUGUGCGUCUCGCCGCAGUGGCCGUGCAGCAGCAGCAGCAACAGCAGCAACACCAGCAGCAGCAGCAACAGCAGAUGGGCGACUACGAUGCACCCAACCACAAACGGCCGAGAAUAUCGGGCGGAUGGGGCACAUAGCCGGCACGUGGUGUCGGCACCACCAGCCACUAUAAGCCACAUCACAACAACAACAACCACACCAGCUGCAGCGCCACCACCAGCAGCAACUCCAUCAGUAGCAGCAGCAGCAGCAGCGGCAAUAAGAAGCCAGCGGACUGCGAUGACCUGGUCAUGAUGCCGCCACCGCCGCGCAAGGAGCUGCUGCAUUCGCGUAGCAGCAGCUCCUAUGGCCUCCUGCAGGCUACGGGCUACGACUGUUACGGCCAGCAGCUGGCCGUGGCCUACGGGUCACAGCAACACCCGUAGCAACCGAUCCCAAACCCACACCAGUGCAAUAGUUUCGAGGGGAGUUAGCUGGGAGGAGCAGGAGGAGGCCGAGACAGGGGGGGAGCUUUGUUUUGUUUUCGGUUUAAGCGAACAGUGACAGUGUCAUAUCUAUAGUUAUUGUAACUUAAAUGAAUUACGAUUACACACACACACACACCUACGGUAAUAGUUAUAAUUUUAAAUUAUAAAUGCAAAGGCAAGUCCUGCGGCGAAUCAUUCGGGACACUGAGGAGCUUGCAUUAAGUUGUUUAGAGUGUUGAGCUGAUUUAGUUUAGUUACAAUUACAAGUACGGUUAAAGUUUAAUGUUAAAUCUAAUCUUAGGGCAAACAACAACAAAAAAAGCUACAGACAAAAAGGAAAACAAAAAACAAAACAAGUUUAAUGAGAACGAUAAGAAAGAGCUCUUUAUGCUGUAAAUAUUUGAUUUUAGUGUCAUAAGUUUUAAACUUAGUGCGUAAGGCAUUACGGAGAUACGUAAACCAAGCAAGUCGACUAUGAAAUUGAGAAAUUCUAAGCAAGCAUAAACACACGCAAAAUGUACUCAGUGUUCGAACAUCAUUUUUUGUAAUUUCGUGCAAUUUUUAUCGUAGAAAUAACCCAGUCCCUGUCCCUUCCUUCUUACGCAUGCAAGUACAUACAUAUAUAUACACUUUAUGAUUAUGUUUUAGCUUUGAUUUAAGCAAUUAUUAUUUAAUAUUAGACAACACACACCUUCUUCUCUUCAUCUCUUAAGCGAAACGAAGUCAUAAUUUGUAAUUUACGUUUAAAGUGGAUUUCUAUUCAAUUUGAAAAGUGCUUCAAAUUCUAUUGUGCCUAAGUUCUUUUGUAUUUUUUACAAUUAUCUUAAAAUGCAGUUUGUAAAACAACAACAACAACUCAACAAAAAUAUAAUUUAA
Messenger RNA from Drosophila kikkawai, 3764 nucleotides. The record is from RefSeq and is a predicted model, not a curated record. NCBI's taxonomy places the organism in Eukaryota, Metazoa, Arthropoda, Insecta, Diptera, Drosophilidae.